GCUGCGUGUAGGCAGAGUCGUCUCGCGCUACACUGUCUCCCACCCACUGUAAAAGAAAAGCAUUAUUGGCACUUUAGGAUGAGGAAAAGCGAGGUGCUUGCUGCCGAAUCUGUGGCAUGCCUGAAUAAAGCACUCUGCCACUUGAAAGACAUCUGGGAGGAGAUUGGGAUCCCGGAGGAACAGAGACUAGAGAGAACAAAUGUCGUCAAAAACCAUAUCAAAGGUCUUCUAGACAUGAUGAUAGCCGAGGAAGAGAGUCUGAGGAGGCGUUUGAUUACUAGUAUUGAGACGUGUCGCAAAGAAUUAAGCAAGGUGUGCUCGGAGCUGCAGUUACCUCCAUUUCAGGAGGAGAAGGGGAACACCAUGCUUCAGCAGGAGAAAGAUAUUCGAACCUGUCUUGAGGUGAUGCUAAAAGAGAAGAGCCAGAGGAUGGAGAUGCUUAAAACCCUAAUAGAUCAGGACCAGGACCUCUGUGACAUCCUCUGCUCUAAACCGUUCUCCAUUCCUGCAAACUCAGUUCCAUCCCUUGAGCAGCUGGAAAGCUUCCGAGAACACCUUGCCAGACUCACAGCAGAAAAGGACCAAAGACAUGGCAAGUUUGUUGAACUAAAGAAUAAGAUAAUAUUAUGCAUGGAAGACUUGGAUCAGCUGCCUGAGACUAGUUUUGAAAAGGAUAUUGUGUGUGAGGACGAAGAAGCCUUUUGUCUUUCCAAUGAAAAUAUUGAUUCACUUAAAGUUCUCCUUCAUCAGCUGGAGAGUAAGAAGGCUGAGAAUGAACGCAUCUGUACAUCAUAUCGCGAGAAGAUCCAGGAACAUUGGGCCAGGCUGCAGAUCUCACAGGAAGAUCGAGAUGCUAUUUCUGAGCAUAUGACCUUGUCUAAGAAAAGGAAUAUGGAAGCUUUGCAAGCUGAAGUCAAACGUCUUGAGGAGCUAAAGCUAAGAAAUAUUCAGGAUGUUACUAAGGCUAUUCGUGAAGAUAUUGCUGUGGUCUGGGAGAAGUGCUUCUAUAGCACUCAGCAGCGACAGGCUUUUAUGCCGUACUAUGAUGAUCACUUUAGUGAAGAACUGUUGAGCUUACAUGAAGCUGAGAUCCUGCACUUAAAACAGCACUAUGAAGAUCAUAAAGAACUGUUUGAAGGUGUACAUAAAUGGCAAGACAAUUGGAGGCUUUUCUUGGAGCUUGAAAAAAAAUCUACAGAUCCUUCCAGAUUCACCAACAGAGGAGGAAACCUUCUUAAGGAAGAGAAACAAAGGUCUGACAUGCUCAAAAGCCUUCCUAAGCUUGAGAAGAAGCUGAAGAGCCAGAUUGAGCUGUGGGAGCAGGAGCAGGGCAGAGAGUUUCUGGUCCAAGGUCAGAAGUUCAUGCAUUUUGUGGCUGAGCAAUGGGAGCUGCAUCGACUUGAGAAGCAGAAAGAGAAACAGGAAAGACAACUGAAAAAGAGCAAACAGACAGAGGAGGAUAUGCUCUAUGGAACUGCAGUUCGAACACCAACUAAACGAAGAUUUUUGGGCAGCAUGACUCCUUGCAAGGCACGGAAGCUCAAUGCUACCUCCAGCACCUCCACUGUCACUUCUAACAGCACUAUGCGCUCUGUAUUUGGUGGAACUGUCUGUCACUCACCUGUGUCCCGCCCUCCAAUAUCAGCAAGCAAGCAGGGUAACGCACCAAGGACUCCCGGUAAUGGUAAACCUCCCUAUCGUGGACUGGCGGAGCGUAACAAGGAGAACAUUUGUCUUCUUAACUGUGCCUUAAGUGGUCCGAAGACCCCAGCUAGCCCCCGCCGUAACUUCAGUAUUAAUUCUGUCGCCAGCACCUAUUCAGAGUUUGCGGAGGUAGUCAACGCUGCAAGUGUUCAGUCAAGCGAGAUCUCUCCAAGGCCUCUAAGUCAAAGUGUACACCAGAAGUCUUGAACUCGACCAUCACACAGCUCUGAUUGCACAAUGUUUCAUUGUUUUGGACAAGAGAGGAAAACACUGCAUGAGAAUUUCCAUAGUCACAUUUUUAAUAUCUCUGUUUUGCAUUUUAUGUGUAAAUGAAGGUAAUAUAUAUAUUUAAUGUUUCUUAAUCUAUUGAAUUAUUUCUGUUACCAUGAUUAACACUAGUUUUAAAGAAAUGUCUUCAAGUAUGUAGCUGUCGAGUAAUCAGUUGCCUCUUAUAACAUGUUUAAAGUAUAAGUUUGGUGAUUGGGUAAAUGAUUUAAGCUAGGCUGUUACCAGUUGUGUAUGUGCUACAUUAGUCUGCAUAAAAUGAAUGUUUUGCACAUUAAAUGAUAUGGUUAUAAGUUUUUUUCUUUGCACAUUCUGCUGUUAACUACUUAAAAUGUAUUAAAAACUGUGUUAGUCAUUUCACAACAUGCAUGUUAAUAAACAGGCUAUUUGUA
Messenger RNA from Electrophorus electricus (electric eel), 2381 nucleotides. It is a transcript of the gene prc1b, whose product is annotated as protein regulator of cytokinesis 1b. Gene Ontology annotation, molecular function: microtubule binding. Gene Ontology annotation, cellular component: spindle; mitotic spindle midzone; cytoplasm. NCBI's taxonomy places the organism in Eukaryota, Metazoa, Chordata, Actinopteri, Gymnotiformes, Gymnotidae. The record is from RefSeq and is a predicted model, not a curated record. Gene Ontology annotation, biological process: mitotic spindle midzone assembly; microtubule cytoskeleton organization.